Molecule: messenger RNA, 933 nt
Organism: Colletotrichum godetiae
Lineage: Eukaryota; Fungi; Ascomycota; Sordariomycetes; Glomerellales; Glomerellaceae
Product: histidine phosphatase superfamily
Exons: 2
Coding region: 1-933 (310 amino acids)
Biological process (GO): regulation of pentose-phosphate shunt; negative regulation of glycolytic process
Cellular component (GO): cytosol
Molecular function (GO): fructose-2,6-bisphosphate 2-phosphatase activity
Source: RefSeq, a predicted model, not a curated record
AUGGGUGCGGUUCAUCUAUACCUCAUUCGCCACGGCGAAUCCGUCGACAACGUUGCGAACCUCUAUGCUGGGUCUCGCGAUGCACCUUUGACAAACCAUGGCGUCUUGCAAGCCAAGCGCCUGGGUGAACACCUAGCGGCACGAACCGCUGCAGCUCCGGCCCCCAUCACGCACGUCUUUUCGUCGAACCUGCAAAGAGCCCACCGCACUGCGAUGCUGGUAGCGCCGGUUUCCCCGACCCCCUCGCUUCCAACUGGCGAUGCCGAUGCCCUGGCAUCGUCCUGCAGUGACGUAGGGCGCACAGCCUCGAUUGUUGGGGCGAUCCCGCUGCAGCUGGCAGAGCUCCGGGAGAAACACUUUGGGACAGGCGAGGGUCAGAGGUUCGGCGCCCGUUCGUCUGGAGACAGACAAGAAGGCGCCGAAGACCACGACUCGAUGCGUGUGCGUGCGGAGCGGUUCGUGAACGAGUACCUCGCUCCCCUCUUCGCUUGUAUCGAAGGGGAGCGAGAUGAAGAGCAAGAGGGCGCCAGCAGCGAUACGGAGAGCAUCAUCAUCGUCGCCCAUGGCAUCAUCCUGGGCGUGCUGGCGAGGGUUCUCCUUUCCGCUGGCAACUUUGGAUCUCUAGUAACCGGUACGGCGGGUCAGCAGCAGCACUUUUCGUGGAGUAACACCGGCUAUCUCUUGAUUCACGUCAAGACGAUGCCACUGGCAGUUGAUGCGAAAGAGUCUGCUACUGGUUCGCGGGGCGGCACGCUGGACGCCAAAUGGCCCCACCUCAACCUUGAAAUUGUGGAAGUCAACUGCACCGAUCACCUUCGCGGGUUGAAAAAGACGCGCGGAGGGAUUGGGAGCGCAAAGUUUGACGAGAAGCAGAAGACGCUCAGCGCGUUCUUCAAACCAACUGCAUCCAAACGGAAGCACGAGGACAGCUGA